AUGCCGUUUCCUGAAAAGAAGAGAAAAACUCAAGAGACUAACGUAAAACCAUUAAGGAAAUCGAAGAUUUUUGCGCCUUUUCGAUCCAUUGGUUAUGUUUCAAAUCAAAUACCUUUUGACAUUGAGGUUCGUGGUACUCACUUUUUAGUUACCACAUGCGUUGGAAAUUCUUUUCAAACGUACGAUUGUGAACGACUCAAUCUGUUGUUUGUCGGUAAACAUUUGGAACGAGAAAUUUCUUGUCUGAAAUCUUACAAAGAUUUUAUGCUGGCAGGGUCUGGCUCUAAGGUUUUUGCUUACAAGCGAGGCAAAAUCAUCUGGGAAAUAGAGUUGGAAUCGUCAGCAGGUGAGGUUGUGCAGUUGGAUGCUUUUGGUGAAUGGAUCAUUGCGACUAGCAGUAGACGCUUGGUUCAUAUCUGGAAACAUGUUUCCAAAUACGAACUGCCAGAGUUACAUACGGUUUUUCAACCUACCGCCAAUGCGGAUGUAACUGCAAUGAUUCAUCCUAGCACAUACUUGAACAAAAUUAUUUUGGGAUUUUCCGACGGUUCCUUUGAAUUAUGGAACAUGAGAACCGCAAAGUGCGUUUAUAAAUUUAAAAAUUUGGUUGGCGAUGCCAUCACCUCUCUUACCCAGGCCCCUGUACUUGAUAUCCUCGCAAUUGGUACUGCGGGUGGUCGGAUUGUACUGUAUAAUUUAAGAAAUGCCACAAUAGUAAUGGAAUUCCGUCAAAGUGGUCGCGUCCUCUCCUCUUCCUUCCGAACGGAUGGUGUACCGAUUUUGGCGACGUCGAAUCAUCAGGGAGAUGUCUCCCUCUUUGAUUUAUCAAAACGUCGUGUCCAAAAUGUAGUCUAUGGAGCUCAUCAUGGCCCCAUUCCAAAACUUCAGUUCUUAAAUGGUCAGCCUGUGUUGGUCACUGCCGGUCCUGACAAUUCUCUAAAGGAAUGGAUCUUUGACUCCAUGGAUGGUGCUCCAAGGAUUUUACGUCUUCGCAAUGGUCAUUAUGAGCCGCCCUCUUGCAUCAAGUUUUAUGGUCAAAGCGUCCAUUUCCUCCUUUCCGCUGCCAGCGAUAAUACGCUUCGUGCUAUCAGUGUUUUCCAAGAUAAUCAAACUGUUGAAUUAUCCCAGGGAUCCGUUACCUCCAAAGCGAAAAAAUUGAAUGUUCGCCCCGAUGAACUAAAGCUUCCUGAAAUAAUUUCUAUGUCUUCCUCUAAUUCCCGUGAAAAAUACUGGGAUAACAUUCUCACUGCUCAUAAAAACGACAAUGCCGCUCGUACCUGGAACUGGAAAAAUAAGACUUUGGGUCAGCAUGUUUUACCGACGACUGAUGGUACCCCUGUUCGCGCCGUCUGUGUUAGUUGUUGUGGUAAUUUCGGUAUGGUUGGUAGUUCCAAGGGUCUAGUGAAUGUUUAUAACAUGCAAAGUGGUAUUCUGAGAAAAUCGUUUGGCCAUAAGCAACACAGCAACAAGCCAAUUACAUCUAUUAUGCUCGACAACGUCAAUCGUGUUUUGGUUGUGUCUUCUCUUGAUGGCACUUUGCGUUUUUGGGAUUUCAAUAAGGGGUCUUUGAUUGAUACGAUUGAUAUGGGCAGUUCUAUCACAAGUGCUGUCUACCAUCAUGCAUCCGAUCUCAUAGCUGUUAUUUGCGAUGACUUUGGCAUUCGCAUCGUUGAUGUUCAAACAAGAAAAGUUGUUCGUGAAUUAUGGGGUCACUCAAAUCGUUUGACCGACAUCGACUUCUCCAACGAUGGACGCUGGUUAGUUACAGCAUCUUUGGAUGGAACUAUUCGUACUUGGGAUUUGCCAACAGGCCACUUGAUUGAUGCCAUAACUACCGGUAAUGUUUGUACUGGCUUGUCCUUUGGACCAACGGGUGACUAUUUGGCAACCUCUCAUGUUGAUCAGAUUGGAAUCAGUUUGUGGACCAAUCUUUCGAUGUUUAAGCAUGUAUCUACCAAAUCAUUACGGCUGGACGAUAUUACUGAGGUUUCUCUUCCAUCUAUUUCUGGCGAGAAGGGAACGUCGGUGGUACAAGCUGCUUUGAAUGCUGAAGAGGAUGAGGAAGAAGAAGAUGAUAUUUUAUACACAACCGCUGAUCAAAUAGACAAUCAGCUGCAAACUCUCAGUAAACUUCCUCGAACGCAAUGGCAGACUCUUGUGAAUAUGGAGUUGAUUAAAGCCCGUAAUGCUCCUAAAGAGGCUCCUAAAGCACCUGAGAAAGCACCAUUCUUCUUGCCCUCUCUUAAAGAACAAUCUGAGGGUCUUGUUUCUAAGCUUGAUGAAACAAAUAACGAUAAACAAAGCCGACCAAAUUUGGCUUCCUCAAUGCAAAACCUUACAACCAGAUUUUCUGAACUUUUGCAUGCCGGAGAUGAUGAUGCGUUCUUUGAAUAUUUAAAGACUCUACCACCGGCUAAGACUGAUUUAGAAAUUCGCUCUCUGGAGGCAUUCCCACCUUACGAAGAAUUCAUUUUAUUUAUCAAUAGCAUGACUUCCCGGUUAGCAAGCCGUCGAGAUUUUGAACUGGUACAAGCUUAUAUGGCAGUUUUCAUUAAAGCACAUGAAGAUGUUUUAUUGUCUUCAGAGGCUUCAAAUGAAAAGGAAAACGUCCUAAAUGCCUUGAAAGCUUGGGGUACUGUGCAAAAAGAGGAGAAUAAUCGUUUACUAGAUUUGAUUCACUAUUGCUCAGGUGUCUUGAGUUUCAUGCGGACUUAG
Schizosaccharomyces octosporus yFS286 is the source of this 2715-nucleotide messenger RNA. Its product is annotated as U3 snoRNP-associated protein Utp21. Gene Ontology annotation, cellular component: small-subunit processome; Pwp2p-containing subcomplex of 90S preribosome. Gene Ontology annotation, molecular function: protein binding. Bases 1 to 2715 code for a protein of 904 amino acids. The transcript has 3 exons. Gene Ontology annotation, biological process: rRNA processing. NCBI's taxonomy places the organism in Eukaryota, Fungi, Ascomycota, Schizosaccharomycetes, Schizosaccharomycetales, Schizosaccharomycetaceae. The record is from RefSeq and is a predicted model, not a curated record.